Molecule: messenger RNA, 2553 nt
Organism: Adineta ricciae
Lineage: Eukaryota; Metazoa; Rotifera; Eurotatoria; Adinetida; Adinetidae
Source: the annotation of a GenBank genome assembly
AUGUAUCAAAUAACAAUCGUCGUUUUCCUCGUACUUCUCAUUGUUCAAUGGAUACAUACAUCCAGAAUAGUCGAUACGCGAACAGUUACAGAAAAACAAGGACGUGAUGUUAUACUUAAAUGUCGAUUUGAACGAUUACAAGAACGCGAUCGUGUUAUGUGGUCAAAGGAUGAUGUUGUUCUCUCAGUUAACACGGAGAUAUCUGGUGAUAAGAGAAAAUACGAAAUCACUGAUCAAUAUAAUUUAAUUAUCAAAUCCGUUGUCGGACAAGAUAGCGGAAGAUAUUUAUGUCAAAACUUCGAUCAAGCUUUAUCGAUUAAUGUUCACUUAACUGUUUUAACUCGACCAUCUCAACCGGAUCUUCAACAAACGAAUCGAAGUUUAGUUGAACAUCAAAUCGGAAGAUUUCUUUGUGUAACAAAAGGUGGCAAUCCUCUACCAACAUUUCAGUGGUUAUUGAAUGAUAUUCAAUUAAACGAAUCACUCUAUCACAUCUAUCCAAAUACACGACAAUCCUACAGUGAAUUACAUCUACCAUUGGAGAAACGUUUCCAUAAUGCAAUACUGACUUGUCAGAUACACAAUCAAGCGUUAGAUAAACCAUUGCAGGCAUCAUUUACGUUGAAUAUUCAAUAUAAACCUGAGGUGAGUUUGCAUUCGAACCGAUCAGUGGUUUCGAAUCUCAAUUUACUCGUCACGGAAAAUGAUCAUCUAACAAUCGACUGUCAAAUCGAUUCCAACCCGUCAUUGAUCAAACCAAUUAUUUGGUUGAAAAAUGGAGUUCUCAUACCUGGUAAUACUUCACCAUCGUUGGUAUUACGAUCCAUAAAACGUGCGGAUGACGGAGAAUAUACAUGUUCAUCAACGAACGCAAUUGGUCAAAGUCAAUCAUCAGUCAACAUUCGGGUUCAAUAUUCGCCUCUGAUAGAAUUGAUUGGUGGUGGGAUCAAGACUGAGAAUGAACGAUUAGUGCUAUCAUGUAAUGUCAAUUCCUAUCCGUUGAUCGAUUAUUAUCAAUGGUAUAAAAAUAAUGAAAGGCUCAAUACAAGUGCUUUGACAUCAUCAAUCGUUAUCGAGAAAGUUUCAAAAGAAGAUGCAGGAAACUAUGUAUGUUUAGUGAAGAAUACACUAAAAUAUUCCAAUGGAAGUGCAAUCGAACGGUUCAAUAAAACUCAAAUCAAAGUUCUCGUUCAAUAUGUUCCUAAAGUUCACGCUGAGCAUACGAUCGUUGCUGUUGAUCUUCAAGAAACUAAUAUUGAAUUACAUUGUCAAAUCGAUACUUAUCCCGAAGCAACAAUUAGUUGGAAAUUCGAAAAUCGAAUUCUACUCAACUCAACAAAAUAUUCGAUUCUACAAAAGAAUUCGUCCUCGUAUUUAAUUCUUCACCAAAUCGAGUCAACUAUAGAUUACGGUUUCUAUUCAUGUAAUGCAACAAAUAAGCUAGGAUAUAAUUCGACAAAUAUCCAACUGAGAUCAAAAGAUGUACCUGAUUCACCAAGAGAUUUCAAUGUAACAAAUGUCGGCUAUUCAGCAAUCAGCGUCCAGUGGAAGCCGGGAUUCGAUGGUGGAUGGCCGCAAUCAUUUUGGAUUUCAUUGGAUAAUUCUUUGUGGAAAGAAACAAAUCAAACACAAUUUACAUUUACAAAACUUCAACAUCUCGAACAUUACAAUAUUACCGUUCGAGCUCAUAAUCAAUUGGGUCAAAGUGCCAAGAGUGCUUUUCUUCGUGUCCAAACAAAAGAUCUGCCGAUAGGCAAAGAAGAGCUUCCACAUCUGGAAUAUUCGUCAUUGCAUGUUUCGGAGAGAUCGAUCCAUUAUCGCAUCAAUGAUUCCGUUUUCACAUCACUCAAAGUACCGCUCUGCAUACGCAUCGAAGUCUCAAACUAUACACACACUUGUCAACGUCUGGUCACAUCGAGUGGCAUGAUCAAAUUGGACAAAGCUUUUUUGAAUCGCGUAGUCAACACAUCGAUCUGUCUCGAUCAGUAUGAAAACUUUUGUGGAGAAAUAUUUCCAGUGCAAAUAAAACGUGAGACAACAUUCAAUUGGAUUUUCAUCAUCGUCUCGUCGGUGAUUACUGUUACGCUACUCAUUCUGAUCGGUCUGUGCAUAUUCUGUUUCAUACUGAAACGGAGAAAACGACGGCGAAACCCUACUCAUAGUCUGAUUACCAUUUCGAAUAAAAAAUCUUGUCAACAUCCCGUGAUCCUCGAACCAGUUACACCAAAUUCAACGAAAUUCUUUUCGAACAUCACUUAUCCCGAACAGCAACAAAUACCACCAUCUUAUUUAAAUCUUGAUCCAUUUCCAGGAAAACUCUCGAAUACUUCAAGUGAACAGAAAUCAAUCCUAUCGAACAGUGAUCAAUUGACUGUAGCCGAUCUCAAUCAAUCCCUAACGCAAAAUCAAACUACUAAUUGUCCACCAGAAAACAUCACCUAUGGUUUUCCAUACUACGAAAACAAUGAUAGAGAUGACAAUGAUGGUGUUUACUCAACACCGAUGAAAAACGAUUCUUCAAAUAAAAAAACAGUGUAUGAAGUUGUGGUUUAG